AUGGCCACUUCCUCCUACCCGGAAACCCCCCAGACGUCAAGAAAGUCCAAGAACACGUACACGUGGAAGGGUUUCGGCGCUGUCCCUAACGCCCUGAAGGAGCUCAGAGAAGAAGGCCUGGAUCUAACUCCGAUCCCGGCGGCCUGCAAUAACAACAACAACAAUCCCCUGGAUGAGACCAAGAGGGAAAAGUCUCUGGCGCUUCUGGCGCAGAAUUUCGUGAAGCUGUUCGUGUGUACCGGAUCGGAAUCGGAAUCGAUUUCUCUUGAUGAAACUGCGAAAUUACUGCUUGGAGUAGGGGAUGCACAGAAUGUAUCGAUGAUGAGGACGAAGGUGAGGAGGAUCUAUGACAUUGCAAAUGUGUUGUCGUCAGUGAAUUUGAUUGAGAAGACUCAUACGGCGGAUACAGGGAAGCCGGCGUACAGGUGGUUGGGGCUGAAUGGGAGAAGAGAUGGUUUGAAUUUGAAUUCGGAGCCGAAUUUGCAGCAGGCUAAGAAGAGGAGCUUUGGGACAGAUCUGACGAAUGCGAGUAGUAAGAGGAGCAAGGUUGUGGAGAAGAGAGUUCAAGAUCAGGGUGAGGUUGAGAACUGCAAUUCGGAUGGCUGUGGGGCGAAGGAGAGUUCGAAGAGCUACCAGUUCGGUCCUUUCGCUCCGGUGGCAGUUCCAAGAGCUAGGAAGGGUGUUGACAUCAACAAGGUUUGCUGGGAGAGUCUUGGGGCUUAUUAUCGGCCUCAGUAUCAGAACCAACAUAAUUUGGGGACGGUGACUGAAUUUUUCUCUUUUCGAAUUACCAAGUCUGAGCGGCCUUAG
Rosa rugosa (rugosa rose) is the source of this 810-nucleotide messenger RNA. Its product is annotated as E2F transcription factor-like E2FE. Bases 1 to 810 code for a protein of 269 amino acids. Gene Ontology annotation, cellular component: RNA polymerase II transcription regulator complex. Gene Ontology annotation, biological process: regulation of transcription by RNA polymerase II. The record is from RefSeq and is a predicted model, not a curated record. Lineage: Eukaryota; Viridiplantae; Streptophyta; Magnoliopsida; Rosales; Rosaceae. The transcript has 2 exons. Gene Ontology annotation, molecular function: DNA-binding transcription factor activity, RNA polymerase II-specific; RNA polymerase II cis-regulatory region sequence-specific DNA binding.